Messenger RNA from Cinara cedri, 207 nucleotides. NCBI's taxonomy places the organism in Eukaryota, Metazoa, Arthropoda, Insecta, Hemiptera, Aphididae. The record is from the annotation of a GenBank genome assembly.
AUGAUUGCUACCAAAGGACUUCAGCUAAUGAGAAGUUUUUCAACAACUGCAGCUAGGAAUAGUCAUGGAUAUGGCGGACCAGGAAGAAAUCUUCCCUUUGAUAUAUACAGUAAAUAUAAAUUUACAGCACUACUUGCAUUAUAUUUUAGUUCCGGAUUUGGUCUUCCAUUUUUGAUGGUCAGAUAUGUUAAGCAUAGGUCAUUAUAA